This is a messenger RNA of Cylas formicarius (sweet potato weevil), 3120 nucleotides long. RefSeq lists its product as uncharacterized. Gene Ontology annotation, molecular function: DNA helicase activity. NCBI's taxonomy places the organism in Eukaryota, Metazoa, Arthropoda, Insecta, Coleoptera, Brentidae. The record is from RefSeq and is a predicted model, not a curated record. Gene Ontology annotation, biological process: DNA repair; telomere maintenance. The transcript has 8 exons. Bases 1 to 3120 code for a protein of 1039 amino acids.
AUGCGUCUCAGAUAUGCGAGCAGACGAGACAAAAAAGUCUCGCUCCGGGAUUUCUACCAGCACAGGUUGAUGAUACGUGACGAGACUUUUUCCAUAUUACACAAUUCCGCGAAACUAUUUCAACAGUACGUGGUUGACACGUACGUGAAAAUAGAAUCACAAGAGUUGUGGUGGUAUCAGGCAAAUCAACGUCAAGUUCGGACCACGUAUUACAACCGCUUAAUCGACUACGUGCGCAGGCGCGUAGCCGAAGCGGGACCUAAUGCGAGGAUCGGCCGUAUCACCAUCCUGCCGUCCGGGUUUAAUGCUAGUUGUCGCGGACAGAACAAACUAUACCCGAACGCUAUAGCAGUCGUUGCCAGACACGGUAAACCCGAAUUAUUUAUAACGAUGACCUGCAACCCCCAUUGGCCAAAAAUUACUCGAAAUUUAAGUUUUAAUCAGCGCGUGGAAAAUCGUUCAGAAUUGGUGUGCCGAGUCUUCCAUACAAAGCUCGAACAAUUCAUGGAGGAUUUAGUCAAACAACAAUUCUUGGGAAUCGUCCGCACUUAUAAUUAUUCGAUCGAAUUCCAAAAAAGGGGACUGCCACACGCUCACAUUUUAAUCGGGUUCGAACCUACGGAUCGGAUCGACGACGCGGAGAAGAUGGACCGGAUUCCCGACCGCGAAGUCGAGCCGGAUUUGUACGGUGUUAUGCGUGAUUAUUAUGUGCACCGUGUCUGUGGUCAAGACAAUCCGGCCGACCCGUGUACCAAUUUGGGGGGUCACGUGUGUGCGAAAGGCUAUCCAAAGGCCUUUCGACGCGACACCGGUCUAAAUUUCCACCGUUUCGACGGAAGGCCGGAAUAUGCCCGUCCCGACGACGGUCUGUUUGCAGGCGCAGGACCAGAUUGCAUCACCAUCCAAAUGCGCGGGCAACAUAAUGAAGUCGAUUGGGACGAGAUUCGUAACUAUACCGACUGUCGAUAUAUCAGCUCGAUGGAAGCGUGCUGGCGUAUUUUCCAGUAUAAAUUACACGAUCGUUCCCACGCCGUAGUGACGCUGCCCGUUCACUUAGAAAAUGAACGACCCGUCACUUUCGAUGAAGGUGACGACGAAGAAGAAUUACUGACCCGUGUCGCGGACGCAACAAACUACGUGUCUAAAUUGGUGGCGUAUUUCCGUCUGAAUGCGGUCGAAUCCGAAGCACGGCAGCUGCGAUACGUGGAGAUACCCGAAAACUACGUUUGGUUUCACCUACGUAUUUUGUUACAACAUUUACGGGGCGCCACCUCCUUCGAAUCGAUCCGAACGCUAGCCGACGGGUAUAUCGGUCAAACGUACCAUGAAGCCUGCGAGAAGCAUCGGUUACUCGCCAAUUUUGACAUUUACCGCAACGCGAUGCGCGAGGUUUGCGAUCGCGAUUUGCCGCCGCGCCGCCAUCGGCACGAAAUACCGGCCUUAUGGGAAGAGUUCAAAAAUCCUUACAUAAUCGCUGAUCUCAUAAGACGCGGUAUUCCGCGGCCGAUAGCGCUUCGCCGCGCUCUCAUUCAUAUUGAUCAAAUCGUAGCGGCAAAUCGCGAGGGAAUAAACCUCAACGAGAUCGGUCUGGACGACCCGGAAGCUGCUAGGGUCAAUGAAGCGAACGCGUUUGCGGAAGUGCGACAAUGCGCGCCGGCGUCAGACGAGCGCGAGAAUGUGCUCUUGAGAUUCGGGGACAGAGUGUGCGAGUUGAACGCGGAUCAACCGGAGCGAAUUCUGUCUGCCGGCGGUGCCCGUCUGAUGGCAGUUGCGUGGACGGGCAUAGCUGCGUCUUUACUUAUAGAGGGGAGGACCUGCCCCCACGCUUUCCGUCUCCCUCUGGACCUGGACGAAGAGUCCACAGACGGAUGGCCGGCCGAGCACGAAAGGUCACAAAACAUUCGUCGAACCGACGUCAUUCUUUGGGACGAGGUGUCGAUGACCUCAAAGCAUGCGUUGAACGCGGUUUGUGACGUGUGCGAGAACAAUGUGGUUCCUUUCGGGGGAAAAACAAACUUGCGCGUGCAUCGCGCGGCACAGUUGGCGAUCGAGGCGGCGGCUCAUCAUCCCGAAAUGGUCGACUUGGAAGUCGCGGGGAACCGCAUUCAAGAGUACGGCAAUUGGCUUUUGCGUAUGGGGGACGGGUUAAUCGAGAGGGCAAUUUUGUGCGACACGUUCGUAACGGCCGAUCUCAUCAAAAUCGAUAGUCAUUUCGUAAUGCCAACCAUACAGGAAUUGAUCGAAUGGGUCUACGACAGAGUGAAUGAAAACGACGUACACUACCACUCGGUCGACGAGUAUGCCGACAAUGCGGCGACCGAGGAUGAUGAAUUUCACGUCUCUUUGGACGUCGUUCAUCGGAUCUCGGCGUCCAACAUUCCGCCACAUGAGCUCGUGCUCAAGACGGGAGCGGUUGUCGUCCUUCUUAAAAACCUAGACGUCAGGCAUGGACAGUGUAAAGGCACGAAAAUGAUGAUUGUGCAUCUCGGCGACGACGUUUUGGAAGUCAAGUUUCUAUCGGGUCCCCGCAAAGGGGAAACCAUCAACUUGUCUAAAAUUGAAAUCACAUCGAGCGUUCCGCAAGUUCCUCGCCCGAUCAAGAGAGACAGACCUAAUUUGCCAAGCCCUUGUUUCGCGCACGGACAGCUUUAUGUGGCCUUCUCUAGGGUGGGGUCGUCUGAAGAUGUGUGUGUCGUGAUCGAAAACACGGCAAAUCAAGCCGCUUUCAGACGCAGAGACGGAGUUAAAUUGACGCGUAACGUCGUUCACUCCAACAUUUUUAACAACCCCGAACCACUUCGACAACGGUUAUCCUGGAAUCCUACUCGUGCGAUUAUUGGGGGUCAGGGUGAAGUCGUGCUUCCGGCACGCACGUCACCCUCUCCACCAACGUCUAACGAACCGACCAGUACUUCGUUCGAACAAGACGACGAUUUUUUCGAUUCACUAGAUUUGACCGAUAUUAUUAUGGACGUACUGAGACACAGACCCACACCCAGGAUUCUUCUGAUCCCCAGGCAGUACGAUAAUGUCGUGGUCAAUCCAUAUAACGAUCGACAAUUGUUUGAACGAGUCUCGCGCGAUAACAUCGGGGACAACCACGACAUUAUCCUCAGUUGA